AUUCACACACGGAAAAAAAAGGAAUAAAUAUCUGAAACAGAGACUCCCUUCUACCAGAAAAGAAAAAACACAAUAAAACCUAUAAAACUUUGUCUCCAAAACAUAAAAAUCUCUCAAAAGCUUCCGACUUUCGACACCGUUUUUUCUUUCUCGUAAUCCCGUACAAUGUCAGGCUCCGGUGGUGUCUCAGUUGCCCGAAACCGUGGAGAGAAUCGAUUCUAUGUUUCACCAGGGAUCCGAAAACAACAACAAUUACAACAACAGAAGCAGCAGCAGCAGCAGCAGCAACUGAAGCCGUCGAUUUCGAAGGAUUCAACGGCUGAGAUUGAGAAGAGAAAGGGGUCCGAUCAAUGUGGGUCGAAUUGUUCUGUUUCGGGUCGGGUUGGGUCUGACACUAAUUCCACGAAUUUGGAUCGGUUCUUGGAGUAUACUACUCCUGCCGUUCCUGCUCAGUUUCUGCCUAAGACAAGCGUUGGGGGAUGGAGAACUCGUGAAGUGCAGCAUCACCAGAACUUGUAUUUUGUGCUUGGGGAUUUAUGGGAAUCUUUUAAGGAGUGGAGUGCAUAUGGAGCAGGUGUUCCUCUUCUCUUGAACGGGAGUGAGACUGUUGUGCAGUAUUAUGUUCCCUAUUUGUCUGGCAUUCAGCUUUAUAUUGAUCCAUUGCGUCCCUCCCACAGGCUGAGGAGGCCUGGUGAGGAGAGUGAUACCGAGUCAUCCAGGGAGACAAGUAGUGAUGGUAGCUGUGACUAUGGAGCAGAGAGAGUAGCAAGCAAUGGUGUUUGGGAACCUUGGAGCCAGCUUAAUGUUACAGAUGCAAAUAUUCAGAGUUUGAAUAGACUCUCUCUGAGAAAUAAACCCUUCAGGGGUUCAUCAAGUGAUGAAUGUGAGAUUUCCAAUCCACCAGGUCAGCUUAUUUUUGAAUACAUGGAGUAUGCUUCACCAUUCACACGCCAACCUUUGGCUGACCAGAUUUCAGUUCUUGCAUCUCAGUUUCCAGAACUCAAGACAUUGAGGAGCUGUGACCUAUCACCCUCAAGUUGGAUUUCAGUGGCUUGGUAUCCCAUAUAUAGGAUACCCAUGGGUCCAACACUGCAGAAUCUGGAUGCCUGCUUUCUAACCUAUCAUUCUCUGUCAACACCCCUUCAAAGUCAAAACACUGAGGGGAUGCAACUUCACAGUUCUGUUAGGGAGCUUCACCGUGCUGACAUGUCCCUCAAGCUACCUUUGCCAACUUUUGGGCUUGCUUCCUAUAAGUUUGAAGUUACUUUCUGGAAUCCGAAUGGAGUCUAUGAAUGUCAAAAGUCCGGUUCGUUACUAAAAGCCGCUGACAACUGGCUUAGGCUUUUGCAAGUUAAUCAUCCUGACUAUAGGUUCUUUGUUUCCCACAACACAAGCCCAAGGUGAAGCGAGUCCUUUAUAAAUGAUUUUUUAAAGGAAACUGGUACCUUCAGUCCUGUAAGAGGAAUCCCAAUUUCAGCUCAUACUAAAUAACCUCCAUUAUUUUAAUGUUGUAUGGAGUAGUGUGGAGUUGUAUGUCUUCAGGAUUCUCAGACUUAUAUUAUGUCCCGUCUCUGCCAUCACAUAUCCUUAAAGAAGUCCAAGAAUGGUCCAGUUUUUUUUACGCAAUGAUUUUCUUGCGCUUGAAGGAGCUUUCUGAUAAGUAUCUUGGUGCUUUGGGUUUUAUUUGAGGAGUUGCAGAUUCGAAGGAGCUUUCUGAUCAUAAACGGUGUUUGGAUCUUAUGGACAGUUUUCCAGGCCUGAAAGCUUUAGUUGUUGCAACUUUUUUAUAACCUUGUCGUAUAAAAACUACUGACUUUUGUAUAUGGUUGAUUCCAUGGUAGAAUGUUCAAUAUACUUUUUGUAGCAGCAGUUUCUUAAAAUAUGAUCCUACAUAUGCUGUGUUCUUUUGAGAAA
Populus trichocarpa (black cottonwood) is the source of this 1914-nucleotide messenger RNA. RefSeq lists its product as uncharacterized. The record is from RefSeq and is a predicted model, not a curated record. The coding region runs from base 166 to 1404 and encodes 412 amino acids. The transcript is spliced from 5 exons. NCBI's taxonomy places the organism in Eukaryota, Viridiplantae, Streptophyta, Magnoliopsida, Malpighiales, Salicaceae.